CUGGUGGAUGAGUGAGACAGAUCCAAUAGAAUCAGAAACUCCAUUCAUCAAUAAAAACCUCUACCGGGGUAAAAGCAACGAAGAAUAUGCAAAAAUUGCUGAUUUGGAUAAACUACUACAAGCUACACACACUCUUGAAGAUUCAUUAAACAGAAACAUCAGAUUAAUCAACAGGAGAGCAAACAGCAAUACAAAUGCUAUAAAUCAAAUGGCAAUGGAAGUGAACACACAUUUAUCAACAGUAAACUCAAAAGUGGCAUUAAUCUCUUCUAAAGUCGAUAAGUUUAAUGAAAAUAAAAAUAAUGGGGAAAACACAGGAAUUGAGGAAAUCGAACCAUUAAAAUUGGAAUUAAACAUGUUAAGCCUGUUAGACAAAGAGGGAGCCACAACCACAUACAGGGAAGAGUCUGUAGUGUCUUUUGACUCUUGGGCCCAGAAAUUCACUGACCUAAUGGAUUGUGCCCCCACUACUUGGGACGAAAAAACAAAAAUACAUAGACUAAAAUUAUACCUUGAGGGAACAACUAGAAUCAUUUUCGAUAAAUUAGAGGAAAAUGAAAAAAGAACAGUAAAAGAGGCCCUAGCUUCUAUAAGGAAAAGAUUGACAGCCCCGCAUAGAAGGGAAUUAUUCAAACGUGAGCUUACUCUAUGUAGACAAAGACCAUCUGAAACGGUUUCUGAGUUUAUGAAACGUCUAACCCCAUUAGUAAAAGCAACUUUCGAAAAUGAAACUGAAGAACAACAACAGGCAAAAAUAAGGGAUGAAUUUUUAGAAAGAUUAAAACCCAAUAUUAGUUUUUUGAUUAGACUUGUAGGAACCGCUACGAGUCUGGAUGAACUCUACAUUAAGGCACAGGAAAUUGAAGCGCUUUUAGCCUCUGGAAAUGAUUCACAAGAAGAAGCGUUAAAACGAGCCAUAAAUGCUAUACAACCGCAAGUUGACCACUCCACUAAUCAGAAUAUAACCUCAUGGACUCCCAUCUCAAAUAAUAAUAACAGAGUUCCAAAUAAUCUAUCGUACCAAAACCAACCUCAAAGACCUUUUGGCACUAAUCAAAGACCAAACAAUAAUUAUCGAAAUUUCAGGCGUGGUGGCUCUGCAAACCAAAGAAAUGGAAGAUACCAAAACAACCGCCGAGGAUAUGGGGAAAGAAACUGGAGUGGGCGACCUAUGUGUACGCAUUGUGGCGUGACUGGGCAUAUUGCAUACAAUUGUUGGAGAAGGAAACAGAUGCCAACAAACAGCAAUGCAGUGGUUAGAGGUGGGCGAAAUUUCUCAAAAAAUAGAGCAAAUAUGGGACUAGGAGAUAACAAGGGUAUAAACAUGAUUCAAUCCUCAAACAAACAAUAUACGGACACGCACACAUUUAUGACGAGUAUGAACAACCAGCCAACUUAUUCCCCGGGCUCUUCAAACACUCUUUCCCAAGGGUAUUAUCACACGUCCCCGCAAGUAUUUUAUCAAGGUAACCCAAUGAACAAUUAUCCGAAAGAAAUUCAAGUGUAUCCGCAGAGUGUAGAAACCUCCACAUUAUCAAGUCAAAUGCAAAAUAUGAACUUAUAUGAGUCCGCAAAGUGUAGUGCACCUGUUGAAUAUAAAAGUCAGGGUCAAACGAAUAGAACAGAACCCAUUCUCAACCGGGAACCAUACAACGUUGAAUCAAGUAUAUCUGAUUGGGAACAAACCUCCACAGCUCCUAAAAUGAAACAGCUAUUUUACAUAACACUAACGUUGAUGAUGUUUAUGCUCCCAAUAGCUAAUGCAGAUAUACCAUUUCCCAAAUAUCCUCUUAUAUGCCAAAAUAGAGAACACGGGAUACUCUGGAACCUUCCUAAAUUUCCUGGAUGCCCUGAACAAAAUACAAAUUUGUCAAAAAGUCCUAUACCGCAAAGAAGGCGAAUAUAUUCUCCUAAUAACCUGGAACAUACCGCAAAGGCGUGGGCAUGCAGAAAAGUUAGAAAAGCAAUGGCGAAAUAUACCUCACUCACAGGAGUUCAUAUUGAGAAACCUCUAAGUAUUGACCCAAUCAUAGUAACACAUGAAGAAUGUAAAAAUAUGAUUAAAUACAAAAAAUGCGAAUGGGGAAUUCUGAAGCAGGAGGGGGAGUUAUUUCAUACCGACUUUAAAUUAGACUUAACACCAAGGACGUGGCUUUUAGGAUCAUUUAAUUGGGAAAGGGUGUACACUGAAAAUUGUUACCUCUUUAAAACUCCAAUCACUUCAAGGUUUGGCGAGAAAAACAUUCAGACCCCAUUAGAGGAAAACAUUCAAUGCACUUAUAAAAAGGGGUCUUGUUCUUUAACUGAUGGAACACAUUUAAUAUGGGAGAUAGUCCCGGAAGCUAACUGUGAAUAUCUAUCUAUAGGGGAUUAUGAUGGUUUUGUAAUUGACAAUUUGUGGAUUGCGUCCCAGCACCCACUUGCCCUUACUGAUAUAAAAACAAAGAAUACGGGCACAAACUGUGGGCAAAAAGUAAAUCCAACAGAGCAGGGUCUAGCAUACCUCAUAAUUCAGGAAAAAGUUAAGCCAAUAUAUAAACGGAAUAAAAGGGCACUAGAGGGGAUAGUGACAGCAAGCCAACUAGCCUCUGAAUUGACAUACUUACACACGCAAUUAUCAAGCACGCUAUCGUUUACCUUCUCUCAUACAAUGAAGACUUUGUGUGAUUUUAUGGAAAAUACUUGGAGAUGGGCUGAACUAGCACUACUAACUGACCCUACAAUACUAGCACGAACAAUAUUUAAUAACCCAGACAUACAUGCAGAAAGAAUGGGAUUCAAUCUUAUAAAAGUAUGGCCUUGUAUUCCUAUCACACAUGAACAAUUCCGGUUCGUCCCCACUGGCUCUGUAACAGAAUGUUUUGAACAUUUACCUAUUAGCUUUAUCUCACAAAAGCAACAGCAUUUUGCGUUUAUAGACCCUAAAACAAUGAAGAUUGUUCACGAUGCCCAUAAGACUGACUGUGCAAUGUCGCGUUUAAUAAUAAUCCAAUUAGAGAAUGAUACAUUUGAAGUAGACCAGGUAACCGCGACUAUGCGAAAGAUAAAUCCAAGGAACCAUGAAACGUUUAAUCCUCGUUUUGAAAAAAUACAACCUCUAUCUAGUCAAGCCUUUCACCAAUUGGUAUUAGUAAAUAUCUCAGAUAUUAACACUCAUGCCCAUUUAAGUAAUGCAUUUAAAAUUAGUGAAAUAACUUACCAAAUAAGACAGAAAGACACCAAAAUUAUAGCAGAAUUUUCGAACACAUGGCAAAAAGCAAAAAGUGAAUUUAGUAAUCACAUCUUUGGUGACUGGACCCAUGAAUGGAGAAUCUUUAUAACUAUAAUAACUUGUAUAUCGCUGAUUGAUUUCACCCUAAGGUUGCUAGUUAUUAUGAUGCAAAGAUACUUAGGUAAUGGAAUAAUAAGGGAUAUACUAAUUGGACAAAAAUACAGGACCCAACACAAACCAAAGGAAGCAAAAAGCAAUGUAGACCGGCCAAAACAAAUAUUAACCCAAACUAUAGAAUUAAAAGAAAUAAACCCAGAAAUCAAAUACACUCCGAUCCUUCCGCAGGAGCCUAAGGGGUUAAAUCUUCUCGCAAUAAAAGGACACAGUCAGUCUCUUCCUACCACUACUGUAAUGAUAAAUAAUGUAAAAUUAAGGUGUCUCUUGGACACGGGAGCAAGCAUAUCAGUAGCACCCAUUAAUCUGGCAAUUAAAAAUAAUUGGAACUUAGUGCCUACAAAAGCAGAAGCAGUUAGUGCUUCAGGUCAUGCAAUUAGUGCGCUUAAUAAAGGGGAAGUAAAAGUAAUAUUAGGUAAUAUUGAAUGCAACACCUCAAUAUUCUUCAUAGACAAUAACAUAUUUGAGGAUAAAAACUUUGACUUAAUUCUAGGAUGCGAUGUAUUUGAACUGUGGCCCUCCCUAACCUUUGAUUUUAAAAAUAGAAAAUUUAAAAUAGGGGAAGAUGAAAAGGAAAAAUAUGAACCAGUUAAGGAAGGUUGUUUUAAAAUAUCAGUAAAAGAAGCACUUUUGAUAAAACCGAAUUCACAAACAAUUAUUGAGGGAAGGUUAGACGAACACUCAGCAAGCAAGCAAGCAUAUUUUAUAAACAAUCUUGAUGAGAAAAUAAGUCAAAUGCAUUUAGGAACAAUCCCAACUAUAUCUGAGUAUAAUAACAAUGCGCUAAAAAUAUUAGUUCUCAAUCCCACUCAAAGCCCGAUUAAAUUGUAUAAAAAUCAGACAUUAGGUAAAGCAUGGAAAAUAGAAGGUGAAAUUGAAACAGGCAUAUUUACGUUGGAAAAUGACAAAAAACUAGAAUCACAAGAAAAUGAAAUAGACCCAAAAUUUGUAAUUGACUAUAGUAAAUGUUCAGUAGAUCAGAAUGAUUUAGGAAAACUUAAAACAUUAUGUGAAGAGUUUAGCGAUAUUUUUAGUAAAAAUCAAUACGACCUCGGCUCGUAUACAGCGGGAGAAUUCGAUAUAAUAACCACAACUCAGGAUCCAGUAGCAGUAGGUCCAAGGAAAACCCCAUUUAAAUAUAGGGAAGAAUUACAUAAACACAUUGAUCAGCUUACCAAAGCAGGUGUUAUGGUUGAAUCGGACACACCGUGGUUAACACCAUUUGUUAUAGUACAAAAGAAAGAUGGUGGAAUAAGGCCGUGUCUUGACUUUAGGAAAUUGAAUGAAAUAACAGUACCAGAUCAUUACCCUCUUCCUAGACUUGAGGUAAUCAUGGAGAAAGUAGGAAAUUGUAAUUAUUAUAGUUCUUUAGACUUAGCAAGCGGGUACUUGCAAAUAAAAUUAACAGAAAAUGCUUCUAGGAAAUGCGGGGUUAUAACUGAGGAUAACGUAUACCAAAUGACCCAUAUGCCAUUUGGCUUAAAGAAUGCCACAGCAGCUUUUUCCAGAGCAAUGGCUAAUGUGCUUAGUGGAUUAGAACACGUAAUUUCAUAUGUAGACGAUAUCUUAAUUUACACUAAGUCCCUUGACUUUGAUGAACAUUUACUCACUUUAAGAAAAGUCUUUGAACGUUUUCGCUUAUUCAACCUCAAAUUAAGUCCUAAAAAAUGCACAUUCGCAACGCGAAAAAUGAAUUUUUUGGGAUACACUCUUGACUCUAACGGGUAUCAUCCAAACCUUUCUAGAAUAGAAAUAAUAAAAAAUUUACCGAAUCCGACAAAUGUAAAAGAAAUUAAAAGAGUAGUAGGAAUGGCAUCUUUUUACAGAAGACAUAUACCGAAAUUCUCACAUUGGGUCGAACCAUUAACACGACUAACAAAAAAGGAAGUAAAAUUUGAAUGGGGGGAAGAACAACAAAAAGCAUUUAACAAAAUAAAAGAAUUAUUAACAAAUUACCCUAUACUAAAAUUCCCUGACUACAGUAAGCCAUUCCAUAUAUUUACUGAUGCCUCUAUGGUUGGACAGGCUGGGGUCCUGAUGCAAAGGGAUGAAGAAAAUAAAACAUACUCUGCUAUCUCCUAUUGUAGUCGAACCCUAUCGUCCUCUGAAAGAAAAUGGCCACCAGUCCAAAUAGAACUAGGAGCAAUAAUUUAUGCAUUAAGGGAAUUUAAGCCUUAUAUAUUUAUGUCUGACAUUGAACUGCACACGGACCAUAAACCCUUGUCAUAUCUUUUGAAAAAGGCAGAAGCUCACCCAAACCUGGCCCGCUGGCUAAUAGAGCUACAAUCUUACCAAAUAAAGAUAGUUCAUAUAGAGGGCAAACAAAAUUCUUUAGCUGACGCAUUAUCAAGAAUUCAAGAAGAAACACAAACAGAAAUUAAAAAUAUAGAAGAAUUAAAGGAUAUAGCAGAAUUCCCCGUAUGUCUAAAUAUUCAGCAAAAAACUAGAAUCGCGUCAGACUCAUUUAUCAAUACAUUAGUGGUGCGAAAUAAAGACGAGAACCCAUACACAAUAGACAUAAAAGAAGAGCAGUUAAAUGACCCAGAGGCAAAAGCAUUUAUCAAAUUUUUAUCAGAUGGGGAGAUACCAGAGGGUUUUAGUGAAACGGAAAAAGAAAACUUUUCUGAAAAAGCAAAGAACCUAUACAUAGAAAAUGAACUAUUAAUUUUUAAAACACCAGGAUCUCAAGCAAAAAUCUUUGUUCCCACCAACCUCAGAUCUCUAGUAUUUGACUCAUUCCACUCUUCUCAGUUAGGAGGAGGACAUCUAUCAGUAAAGAAAACAUUAAAGAAAUGUCAAAAAUAUUAUUGGCCAAAAAUGCAUUCCGAUAUAGUAACUUGGACCAAACAAUGCAUUACGUGCCAACUGAGACAUUCUCCCACACCAGCUUAUAGAGCUGAAAUGAAUAUGGUACCUGCUGACACUUUAUUCUCAAGAGUAGGAUUAGACCUGGCAGGACCAUUUCCAAUAACUGAAAAUGGUAAUAAAUACAUACUAAACAUAAUCUGUUGGUUCUGCAAAUAUGUGAUAUCUGUACCGCUCCCUGACGCAAAAGCAAACACAAUAGCCAAAGCCUUUUUAACAAAUUGCUACCUUAAAUUUGGUGGGUGUGUAGAAUUAAUUUCUGAUAACGCGACGGCUUUCACCUCAGACUUUUUUAAAGCGUUUUGUAAUAUGUUAUAUAUAAACAAAACGUAUGCUAUUCCGUACUGGUCGCAGGGCAAUGCGCAAAAUAUAUAACAA
Meloidogyne enterolobii is the source of this 6628-nucleotide messenger RNA. The record is from the annotation of a GenBank genome assembly. NCBI's taxonomy places the organism in Eukaryota, Metazoa, Nematoda, Chromadorea, Rhabditida, Meloidogynidae.